Molecule: messenger RNA, 1263 nt
Organism: Papaver somniferum (opium poppy)
Lineage: Eukaryota; Viridiplantae; Streptophyta; Magnoliopsida; Ranunculales; Papaveraceae
Exons: 2
Coding region: 321-806 (161 amino acids)
Source: RefSeq, a predicted model, not a curated record
GUACGUAUUGCAGUGAAGAAAUACGAGUUAAAGUCUGGGUAUGUUCUUGUAUAUACUAAGAAUGAACCUAGCAGGUUCUAUGCAAAAUGCUCUAAAUAAAAUUGCCCUUGGGAGUAUAAGGUUUGUGUUGUUGAUGUUGAAAACAGGAUGCUUAAGGUUAAGAAAUAUUAUAGCAGUCAUCACUGUGGUGUGGGAUGUCAAAGGCUUUUCCACAGGCUCAGCAGUAAAUUUGUUUCUAGUCUUAUCAAGGAAGAAAUCAGAAGUGAUCCGAGUAUCAAAGCUUCUGAUUUGAAAAAGUUUUUUAAACAUACGGUAUCAAUAUGAAAUACUACCAAGCUUACAAUGGAAGAGAGAAAAUGUAUGAGGAUAUAUUUGGUGAUGAUGCCAUUUCGUAUUCGCAUCUGGUAUGGUAUGUAGAUGCCAUUCGCAGCACAAAUCCUGGGAGUUGUAUUGAUUUUCAAGUUCAAAGGGAUGAAACUGAAUCGAACAAGGAUAUUUUAACUGAUUUAGAAGUUGAAGCACCUUCAAAUAAGUUUGUGCGUCUUUUUAUUGCUUUCGAGGCAUGCAUCAGUGGUUACCGUUACCUUCGUCCCAUGAUUUAUGUCGAUGCUACCUUUCUUACAGGGAGAUUUAGAGGAUGCCUCAUGGCUGCAACCGGUAUCAAUGCUGAAAAUGGGUUCUUUCCACUAGCCAUGGCCCUAGUACCUGCUGAAGAUAAUGAUAACUGGGAAUGGUUCAUGAGGAAUUUGAGUAAUGUUGUUGAUCAUGAUGAAAGGCCAAUCACAUUUUUAUCCGAUCGUGCAUAAGGAUUAAAGAGAUCGAUUCCAGUUAUUUUCCCUGGAUCCUUCAAUAGUUUCUGCUAUUAUCAUCUUAAGAUGAACUUACCUAUUAAUGCUUCUGACGAAAGGUAUGGUGUCGUUAUUGAUGCAUUUCAUGCUUCUGUAUAUGCUCUUAGUCCUGAAGGCUUCCAAAAUGCCAUUGCUACGAUUAGGGGUCUUGGUUGUGGUUGGGUUGCAAACUAUAUUGAAGAUAUACCUCCCGAAAGAUGGUCAAAUGCCUUUUUUCAGGGUUGUAGGUAUGGAAGGACAUCUUCUACUCUUGCUGAAUCCUUCAAUAGUUGGAUGAAGGUACAUAAGAAGCUCUCUGCUAAUGCUCUUCUGGAUCAGAUAAGGAAGGAUGUGAUGAGGAUGAUGUCAGAAAGGAGAAAUACCGAUAAAAGUUUCAUAACAGUUCUCACACCGAAGAAUGAAGUAAAGAUGAAGG